Molecule: messenger RNA, 804 nt
Organism: Carica papaya (papaya)
Lineage: Eukaryota; Viridiplantae; Streptophyta; Magnoliopsida; Brassicales; Caricaceae
Product: NAC transcription factor 25-like
Biological process (GO): regulation of DNA-templated transcription
Molecular function (GO): DNA binding
Source: RefSeq, a predicted model, not a curated record
AUGGAUUUCCGCGCCGCCGGCAUGGCGAACUUAAUGUCAUUGCUCUCCUUGCGCAGGUUCCACCCGAAUGAUCAUCAGCUAAUAAGCCAUUUCUUGAGCCCCAAAGCCAUGGGCCUGUCGUUGCCUUACAACAGAAUCCAGACGGCCGCCAUUGACAAAUGGACGAAUCCUGAAGAACUCGCUGAUAAAGUGCCUCUGGGGAGAGAUUUAGAGAGGUAUUUUUUUGCAAGAACAGGGAUUUUAGUUGCAGAUGAUCAUCGAGAUGAUGCAGUUGGUGGAAGGGGAUACUGGAAACCACCGAGUGAAAAUGCGGAGGAAAUUGUUUUUAAUGACGACAAGAUUGGUGAAAAAAGGGAACUAAUCUACUUUGCAGCCGAUGGAUCGGAAACCCAGUGGGUCAUGUAUGAGUAUAGGGCGUUCUUGACUGAUGAACCUCUUUCUCCUUCCGCUGAACCGGACAACGUUGAGAAAUGGGUGGUGUAUAAGCUGAUAAACAAAGGGGACGUUGAUGUCUAUGAUACAGAGGAGGCAGCGGCGGGAGGAAGGCAACGAAACUCAAACAUAGCUCCCGAGAGGGUUCUGGAUGAAUAUGAUGAUGUUCUUCGCACAGCAGCAGCAGAAGCAGCCGCCGCCACAGCUCUUUUCUUUUCUAAUAAGCUAGAUAGUAAGGAAGAGGAUAAGCCGCCGGCGUCAUUGACGGACCCAUUGGAAGAUCUCCCAGACACUAAGCGAAGAAAGGGAAACACAUCUGGUGUGGUCGUCGCAGAUAAUUCUGAUUGUGAUGAUGAGAAUAAAAAGAAUUAA